Molecule: messenger RNA, 681 nt
Organism: Linum tenue
Lineage: Eukaryota; Viridiplantae; Streptophyta; Magnoliopsida; Malpighiales; Linaceae
Source: the annotation of a GenBank genome assembly
AUACAUAUCAAUCCGUUGUAAUCUAGUUGGUCCGGAUUUCCGGCUAAGUGAUGAAUACAUGGAAAAGAACCCUAAAGAACAACGAGGAUCGAACACCAUCUUCCUUUCCUUAUCAUCAAAAAAAUGAAACUAUACACUUGCAGAGGUUGCAAUUUGCCAAAUUAUCAAUCACCUAUCAUGAGUAGCAGCAGUUCUAUCCUCGCUAGUUCCUUCACUAACAAACAUCAAUUCAUCACCAUCUCUAAUCACUUCAAUAUCAUCAACCUCAACCCUAUCCACAGUCACAACCUUGCCAACCCUGAUCCCGUAUUUCUUCUCCCCCAAGUCAAGCAACUCCUGAAACGUCUUAGGAAGCACCACAAGCUUCCUCGUAUCGCUUCCCUUCUCCGGGCAGCUUAUCGUCACUCUAGCCACACUCUUCCCAUGGCUCGGAUUGUUGCUGCCAACAGGAAACAAGGCCUCUUUGCUGUGAUUACUCUCCCCGUUCUGCGCAGCAGCCGACAUCAUCCCGAACAGCGAGUUGUGGAAGUUGUUCGUCUUCCUCCUCGGCCUCCUCCUCGAGCUCCACGAGCUAUCCUCUUCACUCGCAGCCACGGGGUGGAUCGUCGGCUCGCUCGUGAACCUCCCUAGACCGCCACGUGGAGCGCUGUGCUGCCGUUGCUGGUCUUGGCCGCUGUGAUG